AUGGAACUUCGAUCAUCUCCAACUCAAACAACCUCAUUCCAACCCCCCAUAAGCAAAUUAACAGACGAAAUCCUUUGGUUCAUCUUCCUGAUUAACACAGAAGGUAGUACUGCUCCUUUCCCCCUGGUCACCGCUCGCAAGAGCUCACAAGUAUGCCGGCGGUGGAGAUCAAUACUACUCAAUGCGCCAUCGAUAUGGGGACGACUCAUGGACUGGCGCGCUCUUAACCAAACGUCUGAUGCAUGGCGAAGCGAGACACUUAGGAGAAGUGGUCUAUCUGUCCUUUGGGUCACACCCCCCAACGUACCACUGAACACCCGGCGAGGAUGUUCCUUUAGGCACACAAUGAAGACAAACACAUCAACACUCUUGUUUUUUCAAAAACUCAUUGCGGAGAACUGGGAAAGAAUUGAAAUGCUCUCCCCUUUUGUUAUCAAUGGAAAGAUCAACAUUGAUAUUCAGGCAUUGGUACAACGAAGGGCACCUAAUCUACAAGUCUUUACACUACCACAUCUAUGCAUGGAUGGGGCUGAAUAUCAUGGCGAACUAUUUCUAAAUCAUGCCCCUCGAUUGCACAAUUUUCGCGCUAGGACGCACUGCAAAUUAGACAUUCGAUGGAUGUCUAACUUGCGUACGCUAAAUCUGUCUGGGAAAUUCAGCAAUCAAGAAGUCUGCAAAGUUUUGGCCCGCAUGCCAUACUUGGAGUCUCUUACACUCCAAGGGAAUGAAAAUAUGCAGGUCUAUAGCUCACCACCAAUACAUCUUCCUCUUCUACAUACACUAGUCCUACGACACUGCCUGAUUUAUCUCCGAAACCUCGAUGCAUCCCCUACUACCUUAAUUUUGUCAGGGAGCGAGACCAUUGACCAAGAAUCGUACGGAAACUGUAUUGCCUCGUCACUCCACGAUUACCUUUCGAAAGUACAGCCAAAAUUUACUCGUUUGCGUCUUGAUCCUGACAGAUUCACAAUUGGCGACCAGCCUUAUCUAUUGCCCAACUCUCAAGAGGAUGGAUAUCUAGAGAUCAGUGUAUCACGGCUAUCCACGUCGUACGGCAAUAGGCUUGAAAGAACCAUGGAUAUAUUGGCUUCCCCACGUUUCUCUACAAUCACCACUCUGAGAAUACAGUGUGGCGAACUCAAGAAUCGAUCUCGGUCAUGUCACCAUUCAUUCCAGCAAUUUCUGGAGCACUUUUCAGCAGUCGAUACUCUGCAGAUUCACGAAAGAGAUAUCAAUAUUCUGAUGCAAUAUGUCAUGACCAAUACAGACACGAAAUUUCUAUUCCCAUUGUUGAAAUGUCUCGUCAUGACAGGAUUCGACUUCUCUAAAGUUUUUGAUCAAGGAUUCAAAUACGAACACGGUCCUGCUUCAGGUUCUAUUGAACAAUUCGUUGACUUACGCAAAAGGCUAGGCAUUCCCAUCCAAAUUUUGACACUGGAUCUCACUACUUCUCGACCGGGCAAAUCCAUUCCUCCCCCGGCGCGUAGUCUGGAUCCUUCGCUGGAACAUUUGGUGGGUUUGAAGGUUGUUUGGAGAUGGGAUCAACGCAUCAUUAACUAUGAAUGCGGAAGCGGGCAUCCAGAGCACCUACAGGUCAAAGUUGAUGAUCCCUUAGUUUCAGGCAUAAUGGAAGGAGUUUAG
Molecule: messenger RNA, 1641 nt
Organism: Psilocybe cubensis
Lineage: Eukaryota; Fungi; Basidiomycota; Agaricomycetes; Agaricales; Agrocybaceae
Exons: 1
Coding region: 1-1641 (546 amino acids)
Source: RefSeq, a predicted model, not a curated record